CCAGCAUCAGCCGCAACCGGACACGGCUGCAAACCAUACAGCGGUCCCGUUGCUACUUUUUUUUUGUGUGGGAGUUCCAUUCCGACCCGAUCGCGCUCAGUGGCCGUUAACGUAGAACGAAAAAUUAAAGGAUACAGCGUUCCACGGGGAACGGGACAUCGUUUAACGGACAGGUAGGAAAGAACGGAAGCUAUCUUUAAACGCUGCCGAAGGUCACACCGGCCACCGGUCUCGCCAGUCACGCGUGCAAUGUACGCGAUCCGCGUGCUGAUCCUGUCGCUCGUUUCCAUCGGUGUCCACUCCAGCUAUGCCCUGCCACCGUCCACGUUCGGCGAAGCCUUGGCCAGUGCUGGCCAAUUAUCGAACAAACUGAAGGAAACGGCGGCAUGGAAAACGUUCACCGGUAUCGCACGCGACUCCGACUCGAUCAACUCGCUCGUGCGCAUCAUACCGCGCACGACGAUGGGUUUCGUGCGCGACGUAGUUAGCUCGUUCAAGCGCGAAUCGCGCGCCAUCAUCCUCACCAAGAACGGUGCACUGGAGGGCCGGCUGCAGCAGGUAAAGGGCGGCGGGUCCGGUUCGUUCUACGCGUUCAAAGGCAUCCGGUACGGGCAGGCGCCGGUGGGCGAGCGACGCUUCCGUGCCCCGCUGCCGGAGGAACCGUGGAAGGGCAUACGGAGCGCAACGCGCGAAGGAUCGGUCUGCCCGCACCGCAACAUGAUACUGGACAACUUCAAGGGCAACGAGGACUGUCUGUUCCUGAACGUGUACUCGCCGGAGCUGCCGAUCGGUGAGGACAGUCCGCAGCUGCCGGUGAUGGUGUGGAUCCACGGUGGUGCGUUUUCGUUCGGCUCGGGCAAUGCGUUCCUGUACGGUCCGGACUAUCUCGUCCCGAACGGGGUCGUGCUGGUUACGUUCAACUAUCGGCUCGGACCGCUCGGCUUCCUAAGCGUUGGGCGGGAUGCACCGGGCAAUGCGGGCUUGAAGGAUCAGGUGCUGGCCCUGCGCUGGGUGCAGGAAAACAUUGCCGCGUUCGGGGGCAAUCCGGACGAUGUGACGAUAUUCGGCCAGUCGGCGGGAUCCGUCUCGGUGCAGCUGCUCACGCUGUCGCCGCUGUCGAAGGGCCUGUUCCACAAGGCGAUCGCCCAGAGCGGUUCCGUGCUGAACCCGUGGGCGAUCGCACGCGACACGAAGGAGCGAGCGUUCAAGCUCGCUCAGCUGCUGGGCAUUCGGACGAACGAUACGGAGGAGCUGCUGGAACAGCUGCGCCGUGCCAGCCCGCAGAAGAUUGUGGACGCCGCGCUCAAGACGCUUACCGCGGAGGAUGUGCGCAAAAGCAUCGGGCUGCCGUUUGUGCCGUCGCUCGAGAGCUGGACCGGGGAGGACGCAUCGGAGGAGGAGCCGCUGAUCGUGGAGGAACCGCUGGAGUUGCUGAAGAGCGGUCGCUAUCACCACGUGCCCGUGAUCGUCGGGUUCAAUUCGCACGAGGCGAUGCUGUUUAUGCGACGGUUGCGCAAGGAUCCGAACCUGCUGCAAACGAUCGACGGUGACUUCGAGCGGCUGAUACCGCUGAACCUGCAGCUCGACCGGGAAUCGGACGAGGGCAAAGAGUUCGCGGCACGGAUGAAGCGUUUCUACAUGGGCGACCGGCACGUCUCGAACGAAACGGUACAGGAGAUGAUGAACCUCAUGUCGGAUGUGAUGUUCCUGCACGGCAUCACCGACUACGCCCGGCUGCACGCGUCCCACAACGGGCUGAACUCGACCUGGGUCUACCGGUUCGCGUACGACGGUGCGCUCGGCAUCUACAAGCGGAUACUGGGCAUUGACUGGCCCGGCGCUUGCCACGGGGACGAGCUCGGCUACCUGUUCCACUUCGGCGUGCUGAACCUGCGGCUCGACAACACCUCGCCCGAGCUGCAGGUGAUGCACAAAAUGACCCGCAUGUGGUCCAACUUUGCCAAGUACGGCAAUCCGACACCGUUCGGAGAGGAUGAACUGCUGCUGGGCAUCACCUGGCCGUCGGUCAUACCGAAUACGAUGAGCGAGCUUCCCUAUCUAGAAAUUACCGGUGGGCUCGAGCGCAAAAAUAAUCCCGAAGCGAUGCGGCUACAGUUUUGGGACGAAGCGUUUACUAAGUACAAUGGCAAUUUGCUGUAAUCCGGAACUUAAUAGUACAACGAGAGGGAGAGAUCGUAUGCAGCCGGUGCAGUAUAGUGUGUUUUUAUGUGUGUGUGGAUGUGAAAUAUUACAAUUAUUAGGUGCUCCGUACACUCCAUGCAUUCGAAGGUGGAACAUAGCUUUAGGCAAAUUUGGCUAGCCAUAGAUGCCGGAAGGGCGAAAGAUAUUAGGAUUGUUUUACUCCCCAAAAAUGUCUCCCCAAAAAUGUUGUCAGCGCGAAUACAUACCCGUACACAUAUACGUUGGGGGGGUUUUAUUGAUUGCAUUAGCAUUCCCUUUGCUUUAAGCUGUAGAGGUUAGGCAUAAGCGUUGCUUUUACCGUGCUGGAUUUAGCAGAUGUUAUGUUUCCACCCACUAUAGGCAGUAAGUUAGGAUAUAGAACUACAAAAAAUAGCGAAUUUUUGGACACUUUUUUACCGAGGACUGAAUGUUGAAAAAAUGAAUUUACAAAUAAAACC
This is a messenger RNA of Anopheles merus, 2639 nucleotides long. Its product is annotated as esterase B1. Lineage: Eukaryota; Metazoa; Arthropoda; Insecta; Diptera; Culicidae. The coding region runs from base 250 to 2160 and encodes 636 amino acids. The transcript is spliced from 6 exons. Gene Ontology annotation, molecular function: hydrolase activity. The record is from RefSeq and is a predicted model, not a curated record.